Molecule: messenger RNA, 2592 nt
Organism: Gossypium arboreum
Lineage: Eukaryota; Viridiplantae; Streptophyta; Magnoliopsida; Malvales; Malvaceae
Product: putative disease resistance RPP13-like protein 1
Exons: 4
Coding region: 1-2592 (863 amino acids)
Biological process (GO): defense response to other organism
Molecular function (GO): protein binding; ADP binding
Source: RefSeq, a predicted model, not a curated record
AUGUCUGUCAUUGGAGAGGCUGCUCUUUCUGGGUUCCUGGACCUGUUGGUGGGCAAAUCGCUCGACUCUGCACUCAACUUUGUUGCUGAUCACAACCAACUCCACCAGCAGCUCAAGCAGUGGCAGUCCAUAUUGCCUGAUAUCCAAGCAGUGUUGGACGAUGCAGAGGAGAAGCAGAUCAAGAACAUGGGUGUGAAGAAAUGGUUGGAGGAUCUCCAGGACUUGGCUUACGAUGUGGAUGACAUCUUGGACGAGUUCGCUUAUGAAGAGUUUCGCCUCAAUCUCCAAGACACUCAAGCUCAAUAUUUUCCUCCCACUUCUUUUCAGUUUAAGAAUUCCAUGAUCACGAAGGUGAAAGACAUCACUGAUAGACUGAAUAGUUUGACUACUCGAAGAAGUAGUUUGGGGUUGAGUGAGAUUUUGUCUCAUGCUGCAACCUCCAAGGGAAAGCAACCCAGGCUGCAACCAACUUCCGUACUGGAUGGAGUUGUGGAGUAUGUUGGCAGACACAAGGAGAAGACAGAAAUGAUUGAGUUGGUCAAAGGUAAUAACUUGAAUGGAGUUUCAGUCCUUUCCAUCGUGGGCAUGGGAGGGAUGGGUAAAACAACUCUUGCUCAGCUUGUUUACAAUGACGCCACCAUCAACGAGUCUUUUGAUCUCAAGGCCUGGGUAUGCGUUUCUGAUAAUUUUGAUGCAAUUGCUAUAACCGGGACAAUUUUAAAAUCCAUCGAUCCUGACUCUCGUGAUGAGAAUGACUUGAAUUUACUUCAAGUUAAGUUGAAGGAGAAGUUGUCUGGGAAAAGAUUCUUGCUUGUUUUAGAUGACAUUUGGAAGGAGAAUUAUAAUGAUUGGACCAUCUUACGGUCUCCGUUUGGAGCAGGGACCACUAUCAUUGUAACCACUCGUCUUCAAAUUGUUUCAUCUAUUGUGGAUCCGCUCAAAGCUUUUCAUUUGGAAAAGCUAUCAGAUGAUGAUUGUUUAUCCAUAUUUACACAGCAUGCAUUAAAAGCAAGAAAUUUCGAUGGACAUCCCCAGUUCAAAGAAAUUGGAGAGAAAAUUAUUAGAAGGUGCAAUGGCUUACCUUUGGCUGCAAAAGCUAUUGGAAGCUUGCUACUCACACUUAAAUAUCAUGGAGAAUGGGAAAGAAUAUACAGAGUUAGUGAGAUAUGGAACUUACCAGAAGAGCAGUGUGGCAUAAUUCCAGCUUUGCGAUUAAGCUACCAUCAUCUUCCGUCAUACUUGAAACGAUGUUUUGCAUAUUGCUUCAUACUUCCUAAAGAUUAUGAAUUUGAAGAAGAAGAAAUUAUCUUGUUAUGGAGUGCAGAAGGCCUCUUGCAACAAAAAGCUAUGCCUCAAAUUAAAGAUCUUGGAAAUCAAUAUUUUCAAGAUCUAGUGUCGAGGUCAAUUUUUCAGAUAUCCAGUAAAGAUGAGUCCCGAUUCGUAAUGCAUGACCUUAUCAAUGACUUAGCUCAAGUAGUUGCAAAAGAAAUAUGCUCAAAAUUAGAGGGUGAUAGGCAACAGAAGUUCUCAAAUCGCACUCGACAUUCUUCUUAUAUUGCUGGAGAAUAUGACACAGUGAAGAAGUUCGAAGCAUUUGAUCAAGUGAAAUCAUUACGUACUUUUCUACCUUUACUGUGGUCACGUGAUUGUAAGCUUUGUUUAACUAAUGUUGUUUUGGUUGAUUUGUUGCCAAAACUUGGCUACUUAAGGGUGCUUUCUUUGAGUGGGUAUAAAAUCACUGAGUUGCCUGAUGUUUUUGAAAAUUUAAAACAUCUUCGCUACUUAAAUUUUUCUCACACCCAAAUCAAAUGCCUACCUGAUUCUUUGUGCACUCUUUAUCAUUUGGAAACUUUAUUAUUAAAUAGGUGUUCCAAGCUUCGAAGUUUACCUUCAAAGAUGGAAAAUCUUGUCAACUUGCAUUAUCUUGAUAUAAGAGGUGCGGACUCAAUAGGAAGGAUGCCUUUUGGAAUUAGUAAGCUCACCAAUCUUCAAAGGUUAUCUGAUUUUAUCAUAGGAGAAGGUGAUGGUUGUCAUAUUAGAGAUUUGAAAUAUUUGUCAAACCUCAAAGGUGAUUUCCGUCUUUCUGGGUUGGAGAAUGUUAAUGGUAAAGAUGCAGGGGAAACCAAGUUAAAUGAGAAGCAGGGGAUUGAUCGAUUGCUUGAGCAACUCGUCAUUCAGAAUUAUGGUGGUGCAAAAUUCUCUACUUGGAUUGCAGAUCCUUCCUUCAAGAAUAUGUUGUCAUUGGAGCUUCACGACUGUAAAAAUUGCAAAUCUCUACCACCAAUUGGAAGGUUGUUGUUAAAAGAUCUUUCAAUCAGUGGCUUGGAUCAAGUACAUAAGAUUGGUGCUGAGUUGUUUGGAGAAAAUCAAUCAAAUGGUUUUGCAUCAUUAGAGUCUCUGUGUUUUGGCAAUAUGCUAAAUUGGGAGGAGUGGGACCUAUGUGAAGAUGAUGAGCAAGUAUCGAAAUUCCCCAGCCUUCGUUUUCUUUCAAUCAGUGGAUGUCCUCUAUUGUUGGGAAGGUUGCCAACCAUCCUUCAAUCCUUGCAGGAACUUGAAAUCUAUGAGUGUAAGAGACUGGUAGUUUCAAUUUGA